Molecule: messenger RNA, 5998 nt
Organism: Condylura cristata (star-nosed mole)
Lineage: Eukaryota; Metazoa; Chordata; Mammalia; Eulipotyphla; Talpidae
Gene: LRRC55
Product: leucine rich repeat containing 55
Exons: 3
Coding region: 1183-2082 (299 amino acids)
Cellular component (GO): voltage-gated potassium channel complex
Molecular function (GO): potassium channel activator activity; voltage-gated potassium channel activity; transmembrane transporter binding
Source: RefSeq, a predicted model, not a curated record
CAGCCUCAGCACCAGCUGAGUUUUGGGAAGACGCGUUUGCUUUCUGUGAACUUUCUUCUAAGCAUCCUCUCUCUGAUUUUCCCUUUUGGGCAAAAGGAGGGAGACAGCGCGGGGACCACAGGAUGGGGAAGCCACCGAGGAUGCUGCCCCGGGAUCUGGGAGCUGUGGAGGAGGAGAGGCCGGGGGAGGGGACGAGCCAGGGAGGCAAGCUGUCCUGAAGCAGCCAGCAGGGACCCCAGGAUGCGGGCAGGAGACCCACCCUCGUGAGCUGCGGACUGACACGGAUGGCUGCGUCCUUGGGUCGGAAGGGAAUUCUGCGUGGUGCGCUGACUAAGGAGCCGGCAGGAGCAAUGCUGACUUGGGGAAGUGGCUCAAGUUCUCUAGCUGACCCCCAUCCUGCCCCUAGGGUACACGUGACUCUCUCCCCCGUCUGCUGCCCAGACAGCGGAUGUCGUCUGGGGUCCUCCCCUCCCUGGGGAAAGAGUCCCGCUGAGGAUUUCAGUGGCUGCUAGGGACCAGGACUCAGGCUUUUGGGAGGCCUAUGGAGGUCCCCCUGGCCCCUGGCUGCCUUCCCAAAACGUCCAUCCCACGCCGGCCUUGGACUUGAGCCUACGGGAGAGGAGACACUGCUCCGGGACUCUGAGUGCUGGAGACUCAGCGGCAACCCUGGCGUCCUAAUAGGCCAGACUUGGCGCAGGGCUUGAGGUUUGUCAGACGUGCGAGAACCUUUCAAGGGCACCACGCAGCUCCUUCCCUCGCGCCCUGCCACCUCGCAGAGGUGGCACAGAGAAGCACCCGGGUCAUGGGUGCCAGCUACAGGAAAGGGCGGCAGAGGCCCCUCCAGCCCCCCGCUGGCAGCUGGUGCAGCCCCACCCUCCGGCCUUCCCCUCUCAAGUUCUGAUCAUCUCUACAGACUCUGGGGGCCUCCCCUGGGCUCACCGCCCCUUAGGCUUCAGAGGGGGACUUCCUGCGGCUCUCACCUACCAGCCCUCCCAGGUUUAAAAGUCCCCAGAAGCCAAGGCCAUGCAACCACGUGCUCAGAGGCCCCGCCUCCCGGGGCGCAGGCCCUGAUGGAGCCGCUUGACUGUGCCGCUCACGCUUGAUUUCCCUGACAGACCGACGGGCGGGCGGACGGACGCAGCCCGGCCCCUCCCUGCCACACUGCGGUCAGCAGCAGCCAAGAUGGGUGACACCUGGUCCCAGUUGCCCUGGCCCGGACCCCCGCACCCGGCCAUGCUGCUGGUCUCGCUCCUCUUGGCAGCCGGGGUGGUGUACACCGACGCCGGCGCCAGCUGCCCAGUCCUCUGCACGUGCCAUAGCCAAGUGGUGGACUGCAGUGGCCAGCGGCUCUUCUCGGUGCCCCCAGACCUGCCCAUGGACACGCGCAACCUCAGCCUGGCGCACAACCGCAUCGCCGCCGUGCCGCCGGGCUACCUCACCUGCUACGCCGCCGAGCUGCGCGCGCUGGACCUGCGCAACAACUCGCUGGUGGGGCUCCCGCCCGGCCUCUUCCUCCACGCCAAGCGCCUGGCGCACCUGGACCUGAGCUACAACAACCUCAGCCACGUGCCGGCCGACAUGUUCCGGGAGGCCCACGCGCUAGUGCACAUCGACCUGAGCCACAACCCGUGGCUGCGCCGGGUGCACCCGCAGGCCUUCCAGGGCCUGGUGCAGCUCGGGUACCUGGACCUCAGCUACGGUGGCCUGGCCUUCCUCAGCCUCGAGGCCCUCGAGGGCCUGCCGGGGCUGGUGACCCUGCAGAUCGGUGGCAACCCCUGGGUGUGUGGCUGCACCAUGGAGCCGCUGCUGAAAUGGCUGCGGAACCGGAUACAGCGCUGCACGGCGGAUUCUCAGCUGGCUGAGUGCCGCGGGCCCCCUGAAGUUGAGGGUGCACCCCUCUUUUCCCUCACUGAGGAGAGCUUCAAGGCCUGCCACCUGACCCUGACGCUGGACGAUUACCUCUUCAUCGCCUUUGUGGGUUUUGUGGUUUCUAUUGCAUCAGUGGCCACCAACUUCCUCCUUGGCAUCACAGCCAACUGCUGCCACCGUUGGAGCAAGGCCAGUGAAGAGGAAGAGAUUUGACAUGGCUACGAGUUGUCCCUGCAUGCCACUGGCCACCACCGCCACUGACCCCUGGAUAUCCUCUCUGACUGCCCACAGUGGCUCCAAUGUAUCCUGGCCACAUCUGGCAUGGCUCAAGCAAGCCUAGGAAAUGAACUUUGUCCAAGCAACUACUGUGGGCCAGACACUGUGUUAGAAACUGGGAGUUUGAAAUGAAUAUGACCUGCUCCCUGCCAUCAAGGCACUUACCUCGAAUUGAGGAGAGAGACUGGAAACUAUUCCCUUUCACAUGAUUUAUCAGCACUCUCUGAGCACAUAGUUAUGGAAGCCCAGAAAAGGAGUUAUUGACUAUGGCUAGAAAAGUCCAAGAGUAUUGAAAAAGUGGAGGUGGUAUGUGUGCUGGGUCAUCAAAAACUAUCUGCUUUUCAAGACAAAGAAGGACCAUCAUAAGCAAAUGACCAAGGCCAGAAUAUGCACUUGUUAAAACUAUGAACAAUCUCUUAGGUCUUGGGUGUAUUGAAGGGCAGUGUCAUAGGACAAAAACCUGCCCUCUGACACUCAAUCUAUGCCCUCUUGGCUUUGCCCACCACUGCCUCGGAGGAUGAGAAUACCUCCACACCAGCCCCUUUGACCUCCUUCUACCAGAAGCAACCUGGGGAGACCACUUUCUAUUGACUGCCCCCCAUACUCUAUGGCCAAAGGUAGCUGCCAUUGGUGAGGUCCCAGGUAGCAAGCUGAGGACGGACAUCUUCAGUGCCCUUUCUCCUACACCCAUUUCCUGCCUUUCAAGCAUUGGCUUCCAGAGAUGGGGAGCAGGAGGUCACCCGAUGGGGACAGUGAGAAUUCCGGCACUCUAGGAUUCCUACUCACUUGACCGUUCUUGCCACGGUGCUCACACCAAGGGAUCUCACCAGAAAAAUACAGCACUGAAGGAGAAGGCCACCCCAUCUGUGACCACAAGAAGGUGUGCACUUUCUUCUAAGCCACUCGCCCAUUCAGGCUUAAGAGAGAGCUAUUAAUUACCAAGCACUCACCAGUGUCAGGCACUGUGAUAAGCUCUCUCCACAGACAAUCCCCUUUAAUAUACAUGAGACUCUUUUGAGGUGAGCAUUGCCAUUCCCAUUUGACAGAUGAGGAAAUUACGACUUGCAGAACUUAAAGUCAUGUGCCAGAUAAGUCUGUGCUCUUUCCAGUUCUGCAUUCAAUUUGAGGAACAGCACAAUUCCCUCUAAAGUUAUAUAAAUUCUAAUUCAAGUAGCGCUGAUGAUGCUCCUAGUAAGGACCAGGUGGUCUUCUAGGUCCUUCUACAUUUAUUGACUCAUUUAUUGCAAUUCUCAUAGCAACGCUGCUUAGUGGUCUUUCUUAUACCCAUUUUACAGAUGAAUUUAUUGUAGUGAGUAUAGUAAUUUCUCCAAGGUUAUCUGGAUAAAUUCUAGAAGGAAGGUGAUAGGCAGCUCCAUUCAGGGAAACUGUGUCUAAUCAGUCAGUCCAAAAAAAAAAAAAAUCAAGUAAUCAUAUGUGCAAAGCACAAUUACCAUUGUUGUCAUCAUCUUCAUCUUCACCAUCUGUUUCAUCAGCUUCCCUGUAUUUGUUCAGCAAUGGACAGUUCCUGAGUGCAUUGCCAUUAUUCUCCUGACUUCACAACCCUAUGUGGAAGCAAAUCAAACAUCACUACUCCUCUUUGGCAGAUGGGAAAAUAGAGACUCAAGAGUGGGUUUGACUUGCCUAAGCAAUAGGAUUAGGGCUCAAGUCCAAGUCAGUUCUUUUUCAGUGCUUUCCCAGGUACUCGGUGACAAAAAUACCUGGGAGGAUCGGUAGUGGGGCCAUGGAGUCUGCUAGCUAGAUAAAGGGCAGUGAAACCCAGCUGCUGGACAGAUUUAGAUACGUUCACAAGAGAGCAAAUCAAAGUCUCUAGAAGACACCUGUCUUCCGAUGUGUAAAUGGCACAUUAGAACUGGUGGCCCUGGGGGUCCAUCAUGCAAAAACUGAGAUAUUUGGGAAACGAGAGGAAGCUGUUCUAUUCAUGCCUGGCUGUGCUAUGCCAGGCGAGAUACAAAGGGUAGGGGAAGACCUUAAGACUUUUAAGGUGUUGACAAGACUGGUCAGGAAGAGAAUUAAACGGGGACUGUCUAUCUAGCCCCCAGCCGCAGCAGAUUUGUGUUACCCCAUUCACCUACUAGGCCUGAAAGCAAUGAAGGAGAAUAAUAUACCAUCUUCUGAGAAGUCUUCCCUUACUCAGGCUACUCAGAGCUAGUCAACCAAAAUCAUGGCCAGGAACUUGGGCUACUUGAACAGACCUGGGAUACUUGAACCUGUUCCCCUGACGCUCGCUUGCCUGUGGACUACUGUGACAUCUGAGGCAGAACGGCACCCACUCUCCCUACUUCCAUUGUGUCUGGUACUGGGGCUUCUCCCCAGCAGUCAAGCUGACAACCUAAAGUUUUGAGGGAGGAACUUUUAGAAUUAAUAGCCCUGAUACAAUUAGCGAAGCCACCCACAGAGGCCAUAAAAAUCUACAUUAAUCUCCUAGAGACUCUUGUUCACUGAAGUAUAGUUAAACUAUUUAAGAUGUGUGCUCGUUUGUGUAGAAUUAGCACCAAACACAACAUCAAAAGCCCCUCGAAAUCCAGUGUCGUUUGUAAUGAGACUGUUUAGAACCCACUAAUGGCAAACCUUUCCGAGUAGAACACAUGACUUUUAGUGAACAGAUACUUAUUUCUAGAAAAAAAAAAAAGAGGAGAUGCUUCUCUAGGUACUAGCAGGUCCAGUUAACUACUGAAUAUCAAAUUUCCUGAUCUUCUCUGUAUCUACCGCCUGUCUGGAACAAGCCUUCAGAAGCAGCUUCUAGGGUCCAGCUUCUAGAGAUAUGCUAGCAGUCCUGGGUAGAUGUUCCCACAACCCAUCUGACCAACACCUCCUGAGGUGUUCCUAUAGUGCUCCGCUGGGGUUCUUCCAACUGGUUAACAUGUUAGUGUGAUUCUGAGUCUGUGUGCCCAGCAUGAGGUGGGCUGCCUAGGUGUUGGCUAUCUACUGAUGUGGGACUGAUCUCUCUCUACUUGGGUUUGGUUCUCUGCCACUAUCUAUUCAAGUAUUUACUGCAUUACUUGAUACACCAGCAUGGAAUCCCAUUAGUGCUGAAGUAGGGAUAGUGGCUCAGAAAAUAUAUGGCUGAAGCUGCUUAAUGAUAGCCUGACUUCUUUCUUCCCUUCACUAUUCCUUAUCCCAGAAGCUUCCUUCAUGCCAGCUCUGAGUCUUUCAAGGUUUGGCUAACCAAUUGGGCUUUGAUGGUCAAGGUCUGGGUCCAGAAAGUUGUUCAGAAAAAACCUGUCCCCCUCCUCACCAUCCACACCUCAACACUCUGCCCCAGUUGCCUCUGGUCACCCUCAGAGAGACUCUCAUCUGUUUUUCCAUUCCCAUAGGGACCCCAAGGAACCCUGCAGAAUAGGCCCCCAGACUUACUGGUUCCUUGUAAGAAGCUGGAUAGAUGAAAUUUGAAAAGACCGAACAGGUAUUUCUCGUCAACCAUCACGGAAUACCUACAGUCCCAUUUGCCCCACAGAUGUCUUAUGUCAGCAUCCUUUCCAGCUCUAGAACAUAAGGAGAUACCUGUGUGUACUCCUCAGGAGAGCAUCUUCCCAAAGCUAGAGAAACGUGCCUGCUCUCCCCCUCCAGAAGGAGGCAAAGGGGAUGUAAGGAGGCCAGUUGCAAGGUUCUUUGUAAAAUCACCACCAUGUCUGCCACAGGUGGGAAGCUCUGGGUCCACAGAGUUCUCGGCUUUUCUGAGUGUUGUGCUGCAGAGUGCUGAUGUCUGGGGGUGGGAGGGCUAGGGAGGGGUGGGGCGAGGGAAGAUGCCAACCUUUGUAUGGAGAUGAUUUUAUAACCAUGUACUUUUGUAACUGUUAAGAAUUUUUCAUAAAUGUACAUUAAUAAUAAAGAG